GGUAACGGAGGAGGAGAGGGCUUCAAGACGCUUCUUGGCCUGCUCCGUCUACCCUGCCCUCCUUCUUGUCCUCAAGCUCCUGGGGACUCCUGGAGAGAGGCUGGAGCCAAGACAUGGCCUCACACUGCUUCUGUCCUCAGCAGGCCUCAGAGGGAGGGAGCUACCAGCCAGGCAAAACCCAGACUGCUGUCACCAUGACAACCAGCCAUCAGCCGCAGGACAGGUACAGGGCCGUAUGGCUCAUCCUCUUCAUCCUGGGGCUGGGAACACUGCUCCCCUGGAAUUUUUUCAUGACAGCCUCUCUGUAUUUCACAAACCGCCUGGACAAGUCCCAGAAUGUGACCUCGGCUGCCACCGAUAACCUGAACCACAAUGUCACUGCCUCGAACUCCACACACCCUCUGGCCCGGAAUUCCCUCAGUGCCAUCUUCAACAAUGUCAUGACCUUGUGUGCCAUGCUGCCCCUGCUAGUCUUCACCUGUCUCAACUCCUUCCUCCACCAGAGGAUCUCCCAGUCUGUUCGGAUCCUGAGCAGUCUCAUAGUCAUCCUGCUGGUGUUUCUCAUCACCGCCAUAUUGGUGAAGAUUCCUAUGGAUGCACUGCCCUUCUUCAUCAUUACCAUGGUCAAGAUCAUGCUCAUCAACUCAUUUGGUGCCAUCCUGCAGGGCAGCCUCUUUGGUCUAGCUGGUCUCCUGCCCGCUAACUACACAGCUCCCAUCAUGAGUGGCCAGGGUCUAGCUGGCUUCUUCGCUGCUGUGGCCAUGAUCUGUGCCAUUGCCAGUGGUUCCGAGCUGGCUGAAAGUGCCUUCGGCUACUUCAUCACAGCCUGUAUGGUUAUCAUCCUGACCAUCCUGUGCUACCUGGCUCUGCCUCGGCUGGAAUUCUACCGCUAUUACCAGCAGCUGAAGCUCGAGGGCCCUGGGGAACAGGAGACCAAGUUGGAUCUCAUUAGUAAAGGAGAGGAGCAAGGCACAAGCAAAGAGGCCAAACUUUCAGCCUCCAACACUCAGCCCGUCGGCAAAAGUCACUCUGUCCUCACCAUCCUCCGACAAAUUUCAGUUCCGGCUUUCUCUGUCUGCUUCAUCUUCACUAUCACCAUUGGGAUAUUUCCCUCCGUGACCGCCGAGGUCCGCUCCAGCAUUGCAGAGAACCACGCUUGGAAGAAUUACUUCAUUCCUGUGUCCUGUUUCUUGACUUUCAAUGUGUUUGACUGGUUGGGCCGUAGCCUCACAGCCGUAUGCAUGUGGCCUGGGAAGGACAGCCUUUGGCUGCCAGGCCUGGUACUGGCCCGGGUGGUAUUCGUGCCCCUGUUGCUGCUGUGUAACGUCCAGCCCCGCUACUAUCUGCCCGUGUUCUUCGAGCACGACUCCUGGUUCAUCCUCUUCAUGGCUGCCUUUGCCUUCUCCAACGGCUACCUCGCCAGUCUCUGCAUGUGCUUCGGACCCAAGAAAGUGAAGCCAGCUGAGGCAGAGACGGCCGGAGCCAUCAUGGCCUUCUUUCUGUCUCUGGGCCUGGCGCUGGGUGCGAUCUUCUCCUUCCUGUUCCGGGCGAUUGUGUGACCAUGGACGGACAGCUGGAAAGACUGUAUUGGCCGCCUGCUUCCACUCUCUCUUCCAGGGAUGGGCAGGCGUGGACUGGAGGUUUCUCUUCAAGUGUGGCGUGUGCUUUCUCUCAGCCCGUGCUAGGCUGGGGACACUGUGGACCUGAGGGUCAGAGUGGAAGGGGGUCCCCACACUUGGCAUUGACUGACCCCUCUCUGAACAGGACAGCUCGGGCUUAGGCGGACGAACGCGUGUGUCUGUCAGUCCAAAUAGUCUUUGGCUGAAGGCUAGAACUGUCUGUCCUAAGGUUCCAUCUGAUACUUCCCCCCUCCUCCCCAUGCUCCCCUGUUCAGUUGCCAUUAUACUGCCUUUUUUAUACUCAACAGAAACCAGGUGCCUUCAGAGGCUCUCUGAUUAAAUAAACAUUUUUUUUUUU
Molecule: messenger RNA, 1977 nt
Organism: Suncus etruscus (white-toothed pygmy shrew)
Lineage: Eukaryota; Metazoa; Chordata; Mammalia; Eulipotyphla; Soricidae
Gene: SLC29A1
Product: solute carrier family 29 member 1 (Augustine blood group)
Exons: 12
Coding region: 114-1559 (481 amino acids)
Biological process (GO): uridine transmembrane transport; nucleoside transmembrane transport
Cellular component (GO): plasma membrane
Molecular function (GO): nucleoside transmembrane transporter activity
Source: RefSeq, a predicted model, not a curated record